AUGGAAGUGAUGCCCACAUCCAAUGAAAACAGUCCGUACAAAAAUGCGCCAGACUCCCCAUCCCGGCAAUUGCUUUGGGAGCUCAGCCAAAUGACUAUCUCUUCUCAACAAAGAUUCCAUGCGCAUUUGGAUCGUGAAUCCGAAGCACGAGCGGACGAACACAGGCAGGCACUGGCAGUCGCGGCCGCAAAGCAUGACCGUGUCCUCCAGAGCGUAGAGCUAGAGAGGCAGAGAUUAGAGGCUCAGAUACAAGCUGAGAGGGAGCGCCGGGACAAUGAAACAAGGAAGGAGCUUGAGCGACAACGACGGGAGAAAGCUGAACGGGAAAUUGAAGAGAAGAAAAGAGAAUUAGAGCGUGCCAAGGUCAUCGAAGGGGAGCAGAAGAAGCUUGCUGAACUUGAAAGGACCAAAAGGGAGGCUGUAGAGGCGACACGAAAGCAAAGAGAGCAAGAACAAGAACGAGCGGACGCCGCGAGAAGAGAGCAGGAACGACGAGCUGCUGAACAGAAACAACGAGAGGAUGCCCAAAAGCAGCAGCCACCUCCUGCGAAAGCUUCGAGCACAGCUCAACCAAACAAGAUUGCAGUACUAACACCCCCAGAACCUGCGCCUGCUCCUUCCAUACCUACUCCGGCCCCUCCACAGCCCUCUUCAUCCACAGCAUCAGAUAACGAUUCUCUUUGGGAGGCAGAACACAACCAGUAUCUGGAAAUCCACCAAAAGCUCAAGGAACUCCGCAAAUUCAUGAACGAACAAGGCAAGACCAACAAGCAGCUCAAAACAGCUAUGGGGGAAAUGCGCCGCGGCAUGCGCAAAUGCGUCGGCCAACUGACCGAGGGCAAAGGCGCGAACACAGAAAUUGUAAGCCGUAGCCCUUCCUUCAGCCCCCUCUCAACUAACCAUCCACCUUCCUCUCAGCUCAAACAAAUCCUCGCCCUCCUCCGCUCAGCCGUAAAAUUCCAACCCCAACCCGUCGUCCCCAUCGCACCCUUCCUCGCCACCUCUCCUACCACCUCCACCCCUGGUCCCGGCCUCCUAAUCUACCUCCUCUCCAUCUUCUCCAAGCUCGUAAUCGGGCAAUUCAUCGACGAAGCGUCCGUGUCCCCCAAACGCGCCGACCCCGUGGGGAUAGUCGCCUCGCACAUCUUCGCCCUCCCAGAUUUCCAAUGGCAAAAUACCUCUACCAUCUCCAUCCUCAUCGCCAAAUUCCACGCCGUCUGCCCCGUCCUCUUCGGCAUCUACGGCCCGGAAAACACCGUGAAGGGAAAAGAGCGCCUGGGCUGGUGGCGCGAAGAAUCCCGCACCGCCGGCCCCUUCGUCAGUACCCAACGGCAUUACGAGCGCAUGACUGGCAUAGGGGCCGGCUUCGCGUCCCUGGCCCUCCGCAACUAUGAGAAAUCGAAACUGCGGAAUCCAUACCCCGACGGCAAGUAUUGGGAGGCGUUGGCGAAGAUUUCAGCCACCCCCUCCGAGGGGUUGACACAAACCCAUUUUGUGGUGCUCAAAGCGAUAGUGCAGGGGUAUGAGGAUCGGUUUGUGAAAUUCUAUGGCAACGCGGCCGUUGCGGCGCUGAGGUUGUGUCUUGUGAGCUUGCCGGAACGGGCGCCCGAGGGGAUCAAGGGGACGGCGGCUGUGAAGGGUUGUAGUGGGUUGGUGGAUGUGAUUAGGAAGGAGAGGAAGCUUGUAUUGUGA
Messenger RNA from Bacidia gigantensis, 1692 nucleotides. RefSeq lists its product as uncharacterized. The record is from RefSeq and is a predicted model, not a curated record. Gene Ontology annotation, molecular function: phospholipid binding; inositol hexakisphosphate binding; translation initiation factor binding. Gene Ontology annotation, cellular component: nuclear pore cytoplasmic filaments; nuclear pore; cytoplasm. Gene Ontology annotation, biological process: regulation of translational initiation; poly(A)+ mRNA export from nucleus; regulation of translational termination. NCBI's taxonomy places the organism in Eukaryota, Fungi, Ascomycota, Lecanoromycetes, Lecanorales, Ramalinaceae. Bases 1 to 1692 code for a protein of 563 amino acids. The transcript has a single exon.